UGACUUGCCACGGUGGCGCAACUGAGGACGAGAGUUAGCGCGGAUUUUCUUCUUCGUCUUUUUUAAUUUAGCCUCGAAUGUGUGGUUUCGGGACGCGACGUGGGUGCGUUCUCGUGAUGGAGUGGAGGCUUGUCUUCUUCAUGAAAUCGCGGUGACGAGUUUUUGAGUUGACGGUUCCGGAAUCGUGGUUUGUGCGGCGGCAGCAGGUGCGAAGGCGUGCCUGCUGAACCGCGCAUCUGGCGACGUUUGGUCACACGAUUUGCUGUGCGCGUAGUGCAUCUGUUUGUGAAUCGUGCUGCCGGCUUCUCGUGGACCGCUUGCCCAUGCGACCGAGUGGGUUUGUAAGGCCUUUGUGGUUAUCCGAGUCGUCGCCGCAACCGCUACGGAACCACCAUGAAACCUCUGGACAUCGGCGAAGUGCCUGAAGAGCUGAAGACCCGCCCUAAGGCGUUCGUUGCCUUCAUCGGUUUAGAACCGCAAGCCAACAACAUUCAUGCCGCGAUCUGGGAUGCUUUUUCAAACAAUCGUGGACCGGAUCGGUCACCACUGAACUUUGUGAUCCUGCCAGACAAGCAUGUCUUCCCGAAACCCAAGCCCAAGCACCCGUCGUACGAGUGGUACGAGGAGCGAGGUCUGCUCAAAAGCAACUGGCUGCACAAGCAUCUGGCCGAAGUGCCCGCAGUGGCCAUCCUGUUCUUCGACAUGGACUGGGACGACCCCAACUGGGCCGACAAGCGCAACGACUGCUCGGCCAAAAUACGGGCCCUCAGGGCAAGUCUACAGGGCAGGAACACCAAGGUGGCCUUGGUCCUGGUUCAAAACAACCUCUCCAUACCAGUCGGAGACAAUAUGCUGGCCACGGAGCGGGCGCACGCCUUGUGCAAUGCUUGCGAGAUUCCCCCAAAAGCCCUCUUUGUGCUCCCCUACUCAGACCACCUGUUUGGCUUCAUUCUGAGGCUGGAGACUGCCUUUCAGGAGAUCACCCAGGGCUACUACCUCAACGAGUGCAAGAGGGUCAAGGCUCACAAGGACUUUGCCAACAAGAACACCCACCAGCAACUCCUCAUCCGUCACCAGUUCAAGAUUGCGUUCCUGCACGAACUGAAACAGGAUCCAGGUGUUGCUAUUCGUCAUUACAAGCAGGCUUACGUUGACCUGCUGGAGCUGAAGACCUCAGAUGCCAACAUCCUCGAGGUCAAAACUGUUGCAGGCAUCCUCAACUACAAGCUGUGCCAGCUGGCGUUCAUGCAGAACAUUCCCCUGGAUGCCAUCCACCAGUUUCGGCGACACGUGGACAUCUUCAAGGACCGCAUCGGAAACCCCCGGCUUGCCUUCGAACACAGUGCCUGGCUGUCUAAGCAGUUCAGCCACUUCGGAGACCUGUUUGAGGAGGCCGUGAGCUUUGGCCUGACUGCGAUCCAGACGCAGCACCCGGGCUUCUACUACCAGCAGGCGGCCAACCACGCCCUCGCACGCAAGGAGCAAGCAGCUCGGCUCUGCAAGGAUGUGACCUCUCCUCCAGAUGUCAACAUGCUUGAGGGAGAGGAAUCUCUAGAGUUCUACGGCCAAAGACCAUGGCAAGCCAAAGUACAAGGAAGGGCUGAAGCACUGGAUCCACAAUUUGAGGACCUCGGAAUCCAGGCACUGCAGUACAGGGAGAAGACGCAAGUGGACCACUCGGGCCUGGUGGUUCCCCUGUUGAGCAGUGCGGUGGCUCAGUUCAAGAAGUACCGCUGCCCCCGCAUGAAGAGGCACCUCAUGGUCCAGAUUGCGGAGGAGUACUACUCCAGCUCCGACUAUGACAAGGCUCUGAGCAUCCUGAUGCAUGUUCUGUGGGAUUACCGAGCUGAGCGCUGGCGACCUCUGGUGUCCAACAUUCUGACCACUGCCCUCAAGUGUGCCUACCUCUCGGCCAGCGUGCCAGCCUUCCUGAUGCUCGGUCUUGAGUUUGCCUCCAGCUGGAUUCAGGGGACGCAAGAGGAGAAGAGCUCAAUCCAGACCAGCGUCUUCAACGUCAUCGAGGGUAACCAUCCCGUAGCGUUUCCCGGCAUGUCACAGUCCUGCAUGUCCAUUGCUGAUGCUGCCUGGAAGCAGGCACUUUCAUACCAGCCCCGGGAGCCACUGCAGAAUUUGGACAUGGACCACGUCAUCCAGUCAGUGGAGUGCAAGGUUCAGUUUGGACACAGCGCAUUCUACGCUGAUCAGCGGGUGUGCCUCAAGGUUUUCAUCAGAUCUAACUGCCCUCUUCCAAUUAAGGCCAGUGGACUGAAGGUGCACUUUAACAACCAGCACUAUAACAACUUCUGCAUCGUCGAGGAUGGUGACCCAGCCGCAGCCAUAGGCAGCCUGCACUUGGUGCCACGGAGGACACAGUCCUUCUCCUUUGCAUUCCUGCCACGGUCAUGUGACAUCAACAGCGACGUACAGGUUUGCUCGGUGCAUCUGCGACUGGGCUCUCCUCCAUCGUCCGAGCCGUCCACCGGUCUGACGCUGGCCUGGAACUGGGAAUGGCCUCCAAGCAACAGCUCAAACAAUGGUGGUGCCAGGCGGGGCCUGGCGUGGGACCCGAUCCCUCACAAGCCCUUUGGCCACGGGGAGGAAGUCGCGUUUCACCAACUGCCACAGGUGGCCUCCACUAGGAUUCACCAGAGGCGUCCCCAAGUGUCCUUGUUGCUGGAUCACAAGCCACCGGUGCUUCUACACGAGUUCUACCAGCUGGCCAUCACCAUUGUGAGCGAGGAGGUUGCACCGCUCACCGACGUCUGCCUCAGCAUCGGUCUGGUCGACGACCUUGACCCCAAGUACUACAGCACCACCCACUUCACAUGUGAGCCGACGCCCACAGUGCCAAAGCAACCAUCCAACAAGAUCAGAGGAUUUCAAAUCGAAGAUAUUCCGGCUGGGGGUAGGAAAAAGCAGACUGUUUUGCUGAGGAACUCUGAAGUUGGAACACGCAGGGUUUUCGUCAAGGUGGAGUACAAGACGGAGGUAGAGGUGGACGGCCGUGUUCUGUGCUGCACCUGCUGCCGCGAGAUCUUACUCGACCUGGAGUGCAUUGAGCCAUUCACUUUCUCAGCUAGGCUGCUCAACCUCAAGUUUGAGCCGGUGGAGGUGGUGCGAGCGGAGGAGCAAUUCGUGGUUCAAGUGGACAUGGAGUCUUGCUGCCCACUGCCCCUGGAACUCAUCUUGGGCACAGUCAGGCUGAGCCCGCAUGUGAGCACAGUGGACAAGGAGUUCCAGUCGUUGGUUGAAGGAGUGAAGCUGAACAAUGGUGAGGUGGCGCGUGACAUGUUGUGCCUGGUGGCUCCCAAUCCGGUGGAUGCACCCAGCUGCCUCGGACAGUACACCCUGCAAUGGAAGAGGGAAGGUGCUCCCGCCACAGCAACUCACACGGUGUCGCUCCCAUCAGCGCCAGUGCAGGCGUGCCCCCUCCUGUUGGAGCUGGUGGCACCGGCACACGGUCGGGUGCGCACCCCCCUGACUGUCAGCUACCUGCUGCACAACCGCACCUUGCUCGUACAGGACGUCGAGCUGGUCAUGGACUCCAGUGAUGCCUUCAUGUACUCGGGCAACAAGCUGCUGCACUUCCGCAUCCUCCCACGUGAGUGCCAGACCCUCACGUACAACCUGUACCCAUUGUUGCCGGGAUACGUGCCCUUGCCUCGUAUGCACUUGGUGCUCGGGCCAGGCACCGCGGCUGCCUCCACCCUCGACAGCCUCCUCAACGAGAUGCUGCCCUCGCACAUCUUCAUCAUGCCGCAGGCCAAGACCUCGACACCCUUCUAAGCGAUGGGCAUGACCUAGUGAAGAUCAGAACAUACACUCUAGCUUAACAACGGAAGGUUUGUAUAUAAUGCUGAAGAAAAACAGUUUCUUAAAGAAAUAAAUUGAUUUUGAAAGUUUU
Rhipicephalus microplus (southern cattle tick) is the source of this 3904-nucleotide messenger RNA. RefSeq names its product trafficking protein particle complex subunit 11 gry. The record is from RefSeq and is a predicted model, not a curated record. Gene Ontology annotation, cellular component: cytoplasm. Lineage: Eukaryota; Metazoa; Arthropoda; Arachnida; Ixodida; Ixodidae.